AUGGCGGAUCAGCCUCUCAACCCGCUCCAAAUGGCGCGGAUGGCCAUUCCGCGUCCUUCAUUCUUCCUCGUCGUCUUUCUCGGCUCGAUCAUUGUCCAAUUCAUGAUCAGUGGCGUUCGCAUCCAGACCACAGACACCUUCGAUGACUCUGCUCGCACUCUGCCUUCAUCAGUCCUUCUCGUCACAGCGCAUCCAGAUGAUGAAGCCAUGUUCUUCGCACCUUCCAUUCAAGCGCUCGCUGCAGCAGGUACUACCAUCUACGCCCUCUGCUUGUCCACUGGCAACGCCGCCGGUCUCGGUACUGAGCGCACCAGGGAGCUUUUUAACAGCUAUAACGUACUUGGAGUUCCCGCUGGCAAGGUCAAGUAUGUCGAUCAUCCGCUCCUUCAAGACUCAAUGGAAGCUGUCUGGCCCAACGACCACAUCGCGUCUCUCGUCAACAAGCACAUCAACACUCUUCCAUCCAUCGAAGCUUUGAUAACAUUCGACAAGCGAGGAGUCUCUGGACACACAAAUCACGUUGCAACAUACAAUGGCACGCGCAACCUUGCGCUCUCCCGCGAGCUUCCGCUCUAUGUGCUGCCUUCUUUGGAGAUAUGGGAAAAGUUCAACUCGGUGCCCUUUGCCGUUUGGGAGACUAUCACCUAUUCUGGUCGCCCACCUGCGUCGAAAGCGGCGAUCAGCGAGGAGAAGGGAUACGCUCCAGCCUCAGAGAUCCACGCUUUGGCGAGUCCAGCGCAGUACGCGAACGUGGUAAAGGCAAUGUGGAAGCAUCAAACGCAGCUAGUGUGGUUCAGGUAUCUGUAUUUACUGUUUAGCAGGUAUAUGUUCUCAAAUAGGCUGGUGCUCUGGACGCCCGAGCUCGAUCUCGUUGACCCGUAG
This is a messenger RNA of Ustilago hordei, 882 nucleotides long. RefSeq lists its product as uncharacterized. Lineage: Eukaryota; Fungi; Basidiomycota; Ustilaginomycetes; Ustilaginales; Ustilaginaceae. The coding region runs from base 1 to 882 and encodes 293 amino acids. Gene Ontology annotation, cellular component: endoplasmic reticulum. The transcript has a single exon. Gene Ontology annotation, biological process: GPI anchor biosynthetic process. Gene Ontology annotation, molecular function: N-acetylglucosaminylphosphatidylinositol deacetylase activity. The record is from RefSeq and is a predicted model, not a curated record.